Messenger RNA from Dimorphilus gyrociliatus, 1231 nucleotides. NCBI's taxonomy places the organism in Eukaryota, Metazoa, Annelida, Polychaeta, Dinophilidae. The record is from the annotation of a GenBank genome assembly.
AAAAGUACUACCUUCCCUCUUAUUCAUAAUUUCCUUUUUUCUCCUUUCAUGAAAGUAGUCCCUCCGAUGAAUGAAACGAAAGAGAGACACUUUCUUUCAGUCAAUUUUCUACUGACUGAGCACGUUAAUUGCUUCUGUUUAUUUGUUUUUAAUAGAUUAUUUAAUGAUGAUUUUUGAUUAUUGCGUAACAAAUUCACCGAUAUUUAAACAACUAUUUAUUUUCUAUACGCAUUUAACUAAUCAAAACAGCUAAGUUUCCCGCGCCACAUCUGUUUCUAUGGUUACUAUGAAAUUGAUCUUCAUAUAUAGUGUACCGAGUCAAUAAAAACGCACGACGUCUUCGUAUUAGCAACCAUAAAUUCAUCUACAGCGCGUUGAAAUAAAUAUGCUUGUUGCCGAAGAUAUUAAUAUAAACGAAGCUGCAUUUUUUGGUGAUAUUGAAGAAUUAACAUCAGCCCUUGAGAAUGGUCAGGAUCCUUUGGAAUUAGACGACAACGGAAGCAAUGCAGUACAUAAGGCAGCUGCAAAUGGUCGAAUAGCAGUUCUGGAGAUAUUAUUAAAAGAUAAAUCUGGUAUAAACAGAGCGGACGUUACUGGCUGCACAGCAGUUCAUCUGGCAGCCAAAAAUGGACACCUGGGUAACAUUAUUCAUUAAAUAACUAAUUAAAUAUUAACCCUUGUUAAUUUUUUUAUUAUUUUUAUUAUGUUAUACUCUGCUUUCUGUUUAAAUAAUUACGGUUUUAAUAACUUUUAUAGGCCCAUAAAGAUCAAAAAUCGUUACAUUUCCUCUUUAUUUUAGCUACAGUAAAGUGGCUGGUAAACAAUGGUGGAGAUAUCAAGGCGACAACUAAAAAGGGUAGGAUUGCACUAGAUUUUGCCAAAUCAACUGGAGAUUAUGAUCUAAUUAGUUUUCUAAGAAAUUGCGAGAACAUCAAGACAAACUGGCAAGCAUGUAAAUAACUAUUCAUCAAAUACACCUGCAGUGUAUAUACAGUAUAUAAAUCCUAAAUAAACUAAUGGAUUUGUUGUUUUAUCUUUAUUUUUUAAUAGAAAAAUAACGAUACAACGAAGAACGUGUCAUUGUUGUCGUAACUUUCAUUAAAAACUAUGUGAAUCAUUUUGUAUAUAGGUUGUAUGCAGAUAUAUUAUAUUGCAAAAGUUACAGUUUAAUAAACAGCUAAUAAAAAUAAAUCAGUGAAAUUGGGAAAUCGAAGUAGAGAGGAUGAAAGGG